This is a messenger RNA of Misgurnus anguillicaudatus (oriental weatherfish), 4278 nucleotides long. Lineage: Eukaryota; Metazoa; Chordata; Actinopteri; Cypriniformes; Cobitidae. The record is from RefSeq and is a predicted model, not a curated record.
AUGUCUGUCACGUGGAGGUUCAGUUUCCGGGUAUAUGCCAGUACACUUCCGCUAAACUUCCUCUACUUUAUUUUUCUUUGACAGUCAGUUAACUGCUAAAAAUACAUGAAAUAAACCACGGUUAACUAUCAGGUUAUGUGUAGUCGGUUUAUCUGGAAUGAGAUGUCGCUUGUUUAUUGCGUCAGCUUUUCUUUCUCGUACUGUUAUCGAGCAAAGCAGCUAGCCGCUAGCCACAGCUGCUGUGUUUGAAUCUUCACUGAAAGUCAAGAUUAUGUUUCUCUCUGUGCUUUUGUUAUGCUUUUACUUGUUUUGAGUAACCUGUGCAGCAUGGACUCGGAGGGAAUAGUUAUUCGGAUAAAGACACCGGCGGGGGACAUGGACUCCUCGGUGGAAUAUCCAUCACAUCUCAACUUUAAUGAUUUUCUGCUCGGGAUCAGGGAGGCCAUGCCUGAAACUACAGUAACAGCUUUUGAAUAUGAGGAUGAAGUUGGGGACCGAAUCACAGUUCGGAGUGAUGAGGAGCUCAAAGCCAUGCUGUCAUAUUACUGCAACACUGUGAUGGAGCAACGCAUCAAUGGACUGUUACCCGAGCCUUUACAGAUUUUUCCACGAGCCGGUAAGACCCCAGGGAUCCGGAACAUACAUGGCCUGAAGGUGAACACACGGCCCGAAUCCUCAAGUGGCAGGGGCUCUUCUGCGGCUGAUUCCCUGUCCAAUGAUAGUUUAAAGAAGUCAUCAGCUGAGCUUAAGAAGAUUUUGACAAACGGACAGAUAAAUGAACAUGACCUCCAGUACCAGGAGCAGCUUGGACAUGGAAAUGGAGGAACAGUUUACAAAGCAUACCACCAGCUUGGUAAAAGAGUUCUAGCAGUAAAGGUUAUUCCUCUGGACAUCACAGUAGAGCUUCAAAAGCAGAUCAUGUCGGAACUUGAGAUCCUUUAUAAGUGUGACUCUCCGUACAUCAUAAAGUUUUACAGUGCAUUCUUUGUGGAGAACAGAAUAUCUAUAUGCACUGAGUUUAUGGAUGGUGGCUCUCUGGAUGUUUACUGGAAAAUCCCAGAGCAUGUGUUGGGGAGGAUUAUUGUAGCAGUGGUGAAAGGAUUAACUUACCUGUGGAGCCUGAAGAUUUUACACAGAGAUGUGAAACCCUCCAACAUGCUGGUCAACACACGAGGUCAGGUCAAAUUGUGUGACUUCGGAGUCAGCACACAGUUGGUGAACUCCAUCGCUAAAACAUAUGUCGGAACCAAUGCAUACAUGGCGCCAGAGCGGAUAUCAGGGGAACAGUAUGGUAUUCACUCAGAUGUAUGGAGUGUAGGAAUCUCUUUCAUGGAGCUGGCACUGGGCUCUUUUCCAUAUCCACAGAUUCAAAAGAGCCAGGGCUCCUUAAUGCCUCUUCAGUUAUUGCAGUGCGUUGUUGAUGAGGAUCCUCCUGUGCUUCCUGUUGGUCAGUUCAGUGAGAAAUUUGUUGACUUUAUUACACAAUGGUCAUGCCCCAAGAAACCUGAAUUCCCAACCAACCUCUUAUGGUUUCUCUGGCACUCUGGGCCUGUGGCCAUGUAUGAGGAAGCAACCCAAAGAAAGACCUGCGCCGAACAACCUUAUGGACCAUUCAUUUAUUAUGCAAUACAAUGAUGGCAACACAGAAGUUGUGUCCAUGUGGGUGUGCCGCAGCCUAGAGGAACGCAAAGCCCAGCAGGCACAAAGGCUGAUGUGAAGAACACCGGCACAUGAUGAAGAUAAGGGAGAAGGGUUCGAAAUAUCCUCUCACUGAACCUAAAGAAGCAGCAGCUGAGCUUGCAGAACCUCACAUAGAGCACCACAUCCCAACCUUUAGCUGCAGCGAUGCACAGUGUGAGAACUGCUAAGAGUCUAAUGCAGAUUUUGCUGGCAGUAGCAGUGUGACUUGGACCGAGAAUAUUGGAUUGCUUAAACCCAAAUCUUUAACUUUUUGUUCGUCUACAAUGGAUUUCUUUUCACUUCUUCAAAGUAAAUGUUUUAGCAGAAGAUCCCUCACAGGGGGUGCUUGCACAACUCAAAUUUAAUUCCCACGGAUUAGAAUUUGAGUAUAAAUAAUGAGAAACUGUCUCUGUACUUAAAGCAACAAUCUGGUGUUGCCAAAACAUUACGGCUGCAUCAUAAAUCAGCUUGCGUUCGGGUAAACGGUUCCGGUUUUAAAAAAUGUGUGAGUGUGUCGAACAUUGCUCUCCUCUGUCGUGCGUGUCAUGCGGCUAUUGGUUUUAAAGCUGCUUUUUUGGGUUUCACAAAUGGUCUGCCGUUAUUGGCAGUACCCAAUUGAAGUUAGAAAAAUGUAAUGAUGUUUUAUUAUAGUUGAAGGCAGUGGAUAGCAGUUUGGGCAGAGGAAUGGUGCGUAGAGAACUUCCAGCGGUAGCAGCAGCAGCCUGUAAGACUGUGUAGGAGCCCAAUACGGUAUAUGUGGAACGUCACGUGACCAAACUGGAAAACUGGGUCGAUCGCUUCCGGUUGCGGUAUGUACAAUCGUAGCUUGUUAUUGUCAUUCAUAGUAUUAUUAUUUGUGUUAUGUUCUUUUUUUAUUGUAAUAUCUGAAUGUAUGCGAGAAAAAAAAAUGCCUUUGUUAAAAGCUAAAAAAAAGUUAGUCAAUUUUUGGAGUGCACCGAUAUAUCAGCCAAUGAUUCUUGCUAUGCUUCUCAAUGAAUUACGGUGAAGUGCCGCUACAUCCAAAGGCCAGAGGGCGCUCUUGUGCAGAAACUUAAUAUGCGCUGUAGACGAAGAACCAUUACACACGCAGCUAUGACACGCAGCUCCAGGAAAUGGCUUAAGGAUAUAUUUAUAUUGCUGUUCUUCAAACCUUUUCAGGUAUUUUCAUGAUAAUAAAGAAUAUGUAUAAUGAUUAUGUUUAAUAAGAGUUGCUAUUUUAAUUGCAUGUUAUAAACAAUUCAAACUAACAGUGAUUUCAGAUCGAUAAGGACUUACUGAUCAAAAGCCGUAGUACAUGAAAUAGCUGUGAAUAAUAUCGGCUGUGCGAUUCAGAAUAGUUAUCGGCCACGUAUUAUUAGUGUAUAUCGGCAUUUAUCGGUGCACCCCUAGUAAAUUUUCUUCUACUUCGGUUGAAGAUGUUAAUGAGCAUAUCCACUGAACAUCUGUUAUUCUCAUCUUUGGUAGCUCCUAAAGGCUUUAUGUAUGAAAACAGCUUCAUGUCAGCGUAGAGCAUACAGAACCGGAAGCGAUCUACUAUGUUUAACAGGAAUGCGGAAGUAAGUUGCGCAUAUACCCUAUUGGUUUUGUUCUGGCCUUGCCCCUGUAUUGGCCCGCUUGAUUCUGAAGGUUUCUGGAAAAUGAUCAUCUUGUAGGAUGCAUUGAUUUAAUUUACUUCACUUAUAACCUGUGUUAGGCACAUUUUGGAGAAUCAGAUGAGUACAGUAUUGGAAGUCAUUCAUUUCUAGUAAACCAUUAUGUUGUACUUUACUUAAAUCCGGCCUCAUAUAAAGAUCUGAAAUUACCUUCAGAUUGGGUUUCAACAGCUAUGUGAACUGCGGAUGUACAUGUACAUUUUCCUGGUAGACAACAAUAGCACUGUGAUAACAUUUUUUAACCCAGAUACUGUGGUUUUAGCUCACUGUGACCUAACACAGCACUGGUUUAGGUAAAAUAUUUUAUUUUAGUGAGGAAAGUCUCAUCCAUGCGUUGUAACAUAGUUUGAAUAUGACUUGUGCUCACCUACUAUUAUACCACUUUUUUCAUGCACUGCAGGAAAGAGCAUCAUCAUGCUUCAACUUUUACACUGACAGCUGUUAGGCAAAUAAACAUAAGCCACACAUCUGCCUUCCCUGAUACUGUAUAGGAGUCAUUUUUAUGUUUGUUAAGUGUUACUUUAUGGAUUGGGUUUUGAUGAAAGUGACAGAUAUUAAAUGUUGUUCUUUAGUGCCUGUAUCUUUAAGAAAAAUGGAAGAAAUAUUCUAUUAAAUAUAAAUAUGUCAAAACAAAGGUCAUUUUAUAGAGCCAAUGUGUAUAGUCCUAAAUGACAUUUAUACUCUCAUUUUUUUUAAGUGUAAUCCAAAGCCAAAAUAUAUGAUCUUGUGUUUUAUAGUUUUACUUGUAUGACUUCUUGAAGAGUUUUCUUUGUAUCUUAUUUUGAAUAUAGCUGUCUCAUAUUGAAUUUUUAAAAAUUAAAAUCUGGCCAACUUUCAAAGUAAAUUUCAGAUCUAUCAGAAACUGAACAACUAUGUGACUACCUCAUACAUUUGAGGUAAGGUCUGAACAUCCAGGUGAUUUAAUGAAUAAACAUUUAAAAUAGCA